AUGAUUCAUUUUCUAUUCCUCUUAGUGUCCAUCGCCACCGUUUGUGUGAAAGCUGAUGACGCACAACAUACUGGUUGUUACGGCUACUUCCUUAACAAGGACGGCUGCGUACAUGGCUCCUCAGGAGCUCCUUGUUCAGCAAAUUCUGCAAAGACAAGUACUUCGUGUAAUGCAUUUAAAAUAGAUCCUACUUGUGAAGCUGCUCAACAACAGGCUGCCUUACAGUCUUCCCAACAAACCCAUAGCAGCAGACUUGCCCGUCGAUAUGAUACGACUAUUCCAACACUCGCUGUGGCAGGUGGAAAUGGGAUUUGCGGAUUCUAUGAUUCUAAUACCACCUUGGGGGUCUGCUUAUGGUCGGGUGAAGGUUGGGUAGAUUCACGUAACGAACCUCAUUCUGGAUGGUUAAAUGGAACUCGAACUGAAAAUUGUCAGAAGCAAGUGUAUAUCCAACGACAAGGAAAACCAGAGACAGUGCAGUAUGCACGGGUACUCGAUGGUUGUGGCUUCAAUGCAGUAACUCCUGAUGUUGGUUGCUUCCAAGUUUGGAUGACUAUAGACUUAUUUGAUAAGUUUGGCCCAACACCCGAAGAACGUACUAGUUUUCAAAUCGAUGGCACUUUUACCUGGGACUUUGUGGAUGGUUCAAAUCCUGUUUAA
Melampsora larici-populina 98AG31 is the source of this 660-nucleotide messenger RNA. RefSeq lists its product as uncharacterized. The transcript is spliced from 9 exons. Lineage: Eukaryota; Fungi; Basidiomycota; Pucciniomycetes; Pucciniales; Melampsoraceae. The record is from RefSeq and is a predicted model, not a curated record. Bases 1 to 660 code for a protein of 219 amino acids.